Messenger RNA from Spodoptera littoralis (African cotton leafworm), 2406 nucleotides. Lineage: Eukaryota; Metazoa; Arthropoda; Insecta; Lepidoptera; Noctuidae. The record is from the annotation of a GenBank genome assembly.
AUGGAAGUGAAUCCUUUAAACAUAUUUUUCGUGAAAUCUGACAGCAAAGGUGACAGGUUGCUGUUCAGAUAUCCUUACACAACAGAAAACAAGGAUGAAAGUAAACAGAAAAAAUAUGGUCGACACAAUCCUUACGCCAUUAAUUCUACAGAGGACUUGUUACAGAACCCUCAAUCGCAAACGUCAAAUAUUUGUAAAGGUCAGCUAAGUGGUUUUACAGAUGAAAUGUUAUCAACCUUGUUUGCUGUAAAAGCUGAGCUUUGUAAUAGAAAGUUUGAGUUAAAAGUGAAUGAUGUCAGGUUUGUGGGACACCCUACGCUACUGCCAUACAGAACUAACAAGGAUGAUACGGCCACUAUGAUCCUUAUUAACAUUGUCUUUGCACUGCAGGCUUCUGCAAGUCAUUCUGUUGUAAAAUGUUACUAUGAUUUGAGUAAAAGACUGGGAAAAGCACUGAGACAUGAAGAAAAGAGGUGUUCAUAUUUGACUGAAGAAAUGAAAAUAAUGUUAGCAGCUCAUGAUGAGGUAUCAGUUUUGGAUAGCGAAAUAAAGAGUGACAAUGAUGAAGAUGAGGACAAUCUCCGUCAUUCUGUCAGUUCAGCGACGUACAGCAGUGAGAACGGGGCAGAUAACGCUCCGAAGUCAGCGUUCCAUCUCAUACUGCAACGGAGCUCGCUGGCGAGGUCCAUGAAGUCUGUGUUUGAAGAACUGAGUAGUACUGGUAUAGUUCAAUGUCGGAUAAAUAAGUGGGUAUUGUUGUCCUUCUGUUUGCCACACAAAGCUCAUCAAAUACACAAUAGAGGGUUAAUCAUUGAACCAGAAACAAUAGACAAAUGUUUACAGAAACUUAGGCCUUAUCACGGUAUAUUGCUUAUGGUGAAUCCAAAUGAUCUGCUGGGUUCAAUACCUCUGGACAGCAGCUCGGCUCUACUAAGACUGAUAAAACUAUACAGCCCACUGAAAAGUUUACAGACGCUCGCUAUAGAAGCGGACCUAACCCUAAAACAGGUGUCUCAACUAACAGGACACUUGGUAUACUGGGCGAAAGCGACAGUGAUAUAUCCUUUAUGUGAGAGUAAUGUUUACGUGGUCGCUCCGGGAGCUAACGUUCAUAUACACUCGCCUCUAGUUGAAGAGUUCGCGAAGGAGUUCCCUACUCUGUGCUUGUUACAGAUGCUAAGCGAAUUCUCUCUCCCGGCUCCGUUGUGGUACGUGUCCCGCAACGGGUCGGGCGGCGGCGGCGGCGGCGGGCGCCUCGCGCGCUGCGUCGCCUGGCUGCUGCGCCGGAGGCUGCUGCUGCAGCUACAUACCUACGUACAGUUCAACUCGCCGCACUGGGGACGGGACCCCGAUGGCAAAGAAUAUUACUGCGAAAAACACGAUAUAUUCAACCAGUCCUGCAGUGUGUCGUUCUCCUCUCUCAACCAAAUGCAACUCAACGUCCCAGAACCAGUGGAACCCAGAGAAACCAUCAACACCUUCCCAGACUCCGACGAGGACUACCCGACAGAGAAUAACCUCAACCAAACAGACUUCUCACACACAAAGCCAAUAGUCAUAGAAUCUGAACAUACUAAAUACGAUAAAUUCCGGGAAACAGACUCCGCGAAUCACUCCUUCGAUGACGGCAUCGACGUCGUCGACGGCAUCAAACCAACCAACGGUUGUGACUACGAAAACAAAGUCGAUAAAGUCCAGAAGAAAAUACAAGGAAACUCAGUAGACAGCGGCAUUUCAAGCAAUAUGAAUGGAACUAACAAUCAUAAUGGGAACGGAGAAAUUAUAGAAAAUGGCCACACUGAUAUCGUUAAAACUGAAUUGUCUAUCGAUAAAACUGAUUCGGAUAAAAAGAGUCUCCCUUCACGGUUAUCUGAUAUCUCCUUGAAAGAUAGUGAAACUACUUUGAAUAAGGAUACGAGUAGUGAUGAAGAUAAAUUCGAGAGCGACCAGGAUAUAUCGCCGCGAAUCAAAAUGAAUGGAAUAAUGAACGGUGGUGAAAAGAAAAAUGGCGUGUCUUUGAAUUUGAAAUUACAAAGUGAAAUGAGUAUGGAUUUCAGCUUUCAACCGCCGACGGUGUGGAAUGUUCCGGCAAGUUGUGACGUCAUCGAUGCAUGUCGCAUCCCCAACGAGCCGCCAACGACCGAGUCACUGCUAGACACGUUCACUGCCGAGGAACGAGCCGCUUUGGCGACGGUACCAGCUUCUAAAAACACUGACGAUCUGUUGCUUCUAGCACAACUGCAUAAGAAAGGUUACUUCCGCGGUGAGCAGCAUUUAGAAGAGAUUAUGUUUAUGGAGAACGUAAGCCGCUCGCAGCUGAUGCAACUUCUAGACAAAUUCAAAGAUGUCCUCAUUACAUUCGAGACUGAAGACCCUGCUGUCGCCAUGUUGUAUCCCUACCAGUAA